CCUGUGAGAAAAUUACUUCCAGAAAAUCCUGAUGAUUUGCUGAGGGUUAUAACUGAAAACAACGUUAUUGUAAGUAGACAUUGAUUCAUUUGGGAUUGUGCUUGCUAUAUUUUUUUCCUUUUUUUUUUUUUUUUGGUGUUAGAACUGGCCGUAACAAUAAAAGCUCUAGCAAUGAUAAGCUUGAUAGGCAUAGACACAACAUAAUAUAAUCAAUGCAGGCCAAUUUGCAGAUCAACCGGGAGUUGGCUUUUGGUGGCUUAAGUAGACAUUGAUUCAUUUGGGAUUGUGCUUGCUAUAUUUUUUUCCUUUUUUUUUUUUUGGUGUUAGAACUGGCCGUAACAAUAAAAGCUCUAGCAAUGAUAAGCUUGAUAGGCAUAGACACAACAUAAUAUAAUCAAUGCAGGCCAAUUUGCAGAUCAACCGGUAGUUGGCUUUUGGUGGCAGUUUAAUCAGUCAAUCUGCCUGAAAGAUGACAAGAGGUUAGCUGUAAAUCUAGAGAAUUUCAAUGAGUUAUUGGAUGUUUUCAAAGGGAUUUUAUCAAAUUUUAACAAGCUUGGGUGUUGACAAGACUAAGUCUGCUUUCAUUUCCUGCCCUCUUCCUCCCACCCAUCACCAUUCACUUUCUAAUUUCAUUUUUUGUUUCUCUGACUUGGCCAAUGUUUUCACAAUUACACGGGCACACACCUAAUGGUAAUAACAUCAGACUAAUUUUUCUGUCAUGACCUGUCAAGACUUCAGAAGCUUGAGAUGAUGUAACCUAGCGGCCGUCUCCCAAUCUUUUUCCUCAAAGAUAUGAGGGGUUGUUUUCAGUUUGAUUGAAUUGCAAAAUGCCGCUCCAAAUUCCUCAGGCUCUGUUGCCAUGGUUAUAAAAGCUGCAUACAGUGUGAAGUCUAAAAAUGGUGUCCACCAGUAUGUAAACAAAUGUGCCGCAGUAAAAAAAAUAUUUUGACGCCCCUUGUUAAACAAGUUAAAAAAGUUGAGGGGUGGUUGGCUACAUUCACUCCAUUGUUGCAAGGUCAGAAAUGUAAAAUACAAUAAUUUUGAAUAACCUUUGCCUUAAUGUUGGAUUACAGGGAAGAGCUGUCCGUCAGUUGCUUAAUGAAGCAGUCAACAACAUGUACUCUGGCAGCGAUGCAGACUGCUUAGAUGUGUGUGAGCCACUGCUGGACAAAAUCUGGGAGGAGCUCAACACUGGUUAUUGGAAAGACGUUGAUAUUUGCUGGAGGGAGGCCUAUUCCCUUGUGUCGGUAUUGAAAGCUUUGAGCCUCAGCGCCUUGCUCUCCGACACCUCAAGGAACAUUGACCACAUGACCAUCUUGAGAACCUGCGACAUGGGGCUUCUGAUGGGCGCACCAAUAUUGAAUAACAUUUUGGCCAGGAUGUCCCGUGAGUUUCAAGAAGCUUUCGGGGUCUUAGGCAGCUGGAGGAGAGAAAUCUCUAAUGAAAUAAAAAAUGAUGUUGCGGACAAUCUAAUUAUUUUAGGCAGUGAUGCCAGUUUGUGUCAAGAUGAGAGAACUCCUGAGAAAAAAAUGAAGUUUGAAGAAGAUGUUUUAACUGAGAAAAAUAUGGAUUUACAUAUAGAGGAAUGUUUAAAACAUAAGAUGUGUGACGGCAUUCGGACCGAACAAUCCGACGUCAAUUCAGGGACAGACUCUGAACAGAAAUCCAAUCCACCAGCUGUUACUCUACCACAGCACGUUAAAACUCAGAAGAUGUCAGAUGUGCCCAGAUGCUCGUGUCCCUCCGUUGAAAUGUUCCAAGCUAUGUUCUGUGAGCCGGGCCAUCCUGUGGUCAUCACGGAUGCCAUCGGCUAUUGGCCCGCCUUCACCAUGCGCAGAUGGACACUUGAUUACCUGCGGAGAGUUGCUGGCUGCCGGACGGUCCCUGUAGAGAUCGGGGCCAGGUACACUGAAGACUCCUGGACACAGAAACUCCUGACCAUCAAUGAGUUGAUUGAUAACUAUGUGACCAAGCCCAACCCUGGCACAACAGCAUACUUGGCACAGCAUCAGCUUUUUGAUCAGGUGAGAAAUGGAAUAUGAGAUGUAGGCCUACUGCAGAAUUUUCCCUGUCUGAGAGGAAUUGACUUUGGGCGCUUUGUUAGCUUAUAUCUAAUUUAAAUUACAUUUAAUACAUUGAAUUUUCUCUGGUUUAUUGAUAUGAAAGUUUGGAUUCCUAGCUAGAGAAGGUAAUAAUAAUAUAUCUAAAAUUCGUAUUUCUCUGGUUUAGUGAUAUGACAGUUUGAUUUCCUAGCUAGAAAAAGUAAUAAAAAAUAUCUAAAAUGCAAAUUUCCCUGGAUUGACUGCCUAUCAAAGAAUUAUUUUCUUUUAUUAACCAUUCAUAUAGCAAGCAACUUACUCUCCAUACUUGGCACACAAUGGGUUUAAAGAGACUGAACACUCAACAGAACAAGUUUUAAUGUUGAAGUACAAAACAUUUGAAAUAUAAAUGUUAUAGUAUUCAUUCUUGUGAUUUUCUAAAAUAAAUGUAUUGUGGACUUGAAUAUGACCCUUGUUCCAUGGAAUUUCCACCAUCUAGACUCUAUAAACUUAAUUGCCUACUUAAACAUUGAUCACUCCCGUCCAAUCAGGUGUGGGAGUUACGUGAUGACAUCAGCGUGCCGGUCUACUGCUGCCUGGGUGAGGAGGAAGAUGUGGACAUAAAUGCCUGGUUCGGACCGGCUGGCACCAUAUCUCCAUUACACCAAGAUCCCAAACACAAUUUCCUUUGCCAGGCAA
Messenger RNA from Lymnaea stagnalis (great pond snail), 2738 nucleotides. The record is from the annotation of a GenBank genome assembly. NCBI's taxonomy places the organism in Eukaryota, Metazoa, Mollusca, Gastropoda, Lymnaeidae.